This is a messenger RNA of Erinaceus europaeus (western European hedgehog), 1616 nucleotides long. RefSeq names its product SH3 domain containing GRB2 like 3, endophilin A3 (gene SH3GL3). Gene Ontology annotation, biological process: synaptic vesicle uncoating; endocytosis. Bases 66 to 1001 code for a protein of 311 amino acids. The transcript has 9 exons. Lineage: Eukaryota; Metazoa; Chordata; Mammalia; Eulipotyphla; Erinaceidae. Gene Ontology annotation, cellular component: glutamatergic synapse; presynapse; cytoplasm. The record is from RefSeq and is a predicted model, not a curated record. Gene Ontology annotation, molecular function: protein binding.
CGGGGCGGGCCCAGCGGGGACGGCCGCUGCCCACCGGCCACGGGCCUCCCGCCCGCCGCCUCGCGAUGUCGGUGGCCGGGCUCAAGAAGCAGUUCCACAAGGCCAGCCAGCUGCUCAGUGAAAAAAUAAGCGGCAUCGAAGGGACGAGAUUGGAUGACGACUUUCUUGACAUGGAAAAGAAAAUAGACAUCACUAACAAAGCCGUCACAGAGAUUCUCUCGAGAACCACAGAAUACCUCCAGCCAAAUCCAGCCUACAGAGCCAGGCUGGGGAUGCUCAACACGGUGUCCAAGCUGCGCGGGCAGGUGAAGGCCACGGGCUACCCACAGACGGAGGGGCUGCUGGGUGACUGCAUGCUGAAGCACGGCCACGACCUGGGCAGCACCUCUACCUUCGGCGAGGCGCUGGUGGAGGUGGGAGAGUCCCUGAAGCUCAUGGCGGACGUCAAAGACUGCCUGGACAUCAGUGUGAAGCAGACCUUCAUCGACCCCCUUCAGCUUCUGCAAGACAAAGACCUUCGAGAGAUCGGGCACCACCUGAAGAAGCUGGAAGGCCGCCGGCUGGAUCACGAUUAUAAGAAGAAGCGGGCGGGUAAGGUGCCCGAUGACGAGAUCAAACAAGCAGUAGAAAAAUUUGAAGAGUCAAAGGAGUUGGCUGAAAGAAGCAUGUUUAAUUUUUUAGAAAAUGACGUGGAGCAAGUCAGCCAGCUGGCCGUGUUCGUGGAGGCCGUGCUGGACUACCACCGGCAGUCGUCCGAGAUCCUGCAGGGGCUGCAGAGCAGGCUGCAGGCGCGAAUCACCGCCGCCUCCUGUAUCCCCAAACGCGAGUACAAGCCCCGGCAGGUGCAGAGGAGCCCCAGCGAGCUCAGCGUGGUGUCCGCAGCGGGGCCCGCCAAGUCCACAGGCUUUGGGCACCGCCACCCCCUGCGCCUUCUCACAUGCGGAGCCCCACGGCCGGCCUCGAGCUCCUCUGUUAAGCCAGGCUCCGCGGGGCCUGCCUGACUCUGCCGGGCGUCUUCUGUGCCGCAUAGCCGUCGUCGCCGUUUUUAACCAGACAGAAGCGCCGUCAUGCAGCCAGCGAUGCCACCGAGAAAGCAGUUUCUCAUGGUGGGAAGCAGGCUGGGUUCCUGGGGCCCACCUCCUCCUCUUCCAGGAAGCCCUCGGGGAUAACACCGUGACACCUGUGAAAGCAUGGGUGUGCACACUUUCUGACCCUCGCUCGCCAGGCCUCCCUCUUGGGUGCCUCUGCUCUGUGCCAGCUCCGAGAGGCCUCCCAGCGAGGGGGCUUCCCCUCCCAGCGGGCGUGAAUACCCGUCUGUCCAGGCAGGAAUGGGCAUGGCUUUCCCAGGGGUGAGCCUGCUGGCCAGAGCUAAUGUACCUUUAGGUGAAGGUGGACGCCAGCCUCCCUGGUGUUUCUGGGCGCACAGCUCGUGCAGCCCCAUGUGCCUGCCUUCCUCUGGGCACCCUGAGGUGGGGGCUUUGCUCCGUGCCUCCCCAGCCUGUGCUGAGGGCUGAGCCUUGUGCCGCCCACCUGCUGAGAGCUCCUCUCAACUCUGCUCCUCUGGAAGUCCCUCCUCUCACCCUGCAGCUCAGUCUCACCCUUGUGAUGGGGGAGGG